Messenger RNA from Amblyraja radiata (thorny skate), 5552 nucleotides. Its product is annotated as versican core protein-like. Gene Ontology annotation, molecular function: calcium ion binding. The record is from RefSeq and is a predicted model, not a curated record. The transcript is spliced from 8 exons. Bases 1 to 3441 code for a protein of 1146 amino acids. Gene Ontology annotation, cellular component: perineuronal net; synapse. Lineage: Eukaryota; Metazoa; Chordata; Chondrichthyes; Rajiformes; Rajidae. Gene Ontology annotation, biological process: glial cell differentiation; positive regulation of neuroblast proliferation; skeletal system development.
AUGGAAGUAAGCUCAAGCACAAUUGUCCCAUUACGUGUCCCAUUACGUGAACAGGUUCAGCCAACCAUUUUCACUGCAGGACCACAAGAGAAAACUGAACUUUCUAGUGAACCAAAAUUGCAAGCAACUGAAGGUUACUACAGGCAGUCAACAUCUCCCAAGGAGCAAUUGAGGGCUGUUCAUGAGGGAAGCAGAGAAACAGUCGUCUUUUUUACCGAGGAAACGAGUUCUUCUAAUUUAACAGAGGUAAAGUCUGACAUCCAACCUGCUACUACUUAUGUCCCUGAUCUGACCGGUGAAGUGAUUUUAUCAAAGGAACCUCCAAUAGUUGUUAGCGGUAUUCACGUCAACCAAACAGCGGAAAUUACUGAAACUCCUGUCCUAACAGUAAGUGGAAAAGAUGGUUUUCAGCCUCGGGUGGUUCAUGGGGUAAGCGUCCAAGAUGGCGGUCAUUUAAAUUACACACAAAUCAUUCAGAGCAUUGAGAUUGGUCAGAUAGAUCGUACGAAAUAUGGCCAUAUACGACGCAAUGGUAAAGAAAAACUGACAGAGGAUCAACAGGGUACAAUGGAAUCUGCAGUUGAGACACCAGGGUCACCAACAAUUUCCAGCGAUGAUGUAGAUGAACUGCCGGGAGAUGAAAGUACUGAUGGUCCUCAUGAAUAUAUUAGUGUCAUUUAUAUUAAUGGGAAGGACAGUGGGUUGAGCAUUCUGGACCAACAGGAAAUCAGAACCACCACAAAAUCAGAUGAUAUCAUUGAUGCUGAUCGAAAUUUAGAGGAUGUUAGAGAGGAAAUUGAAGUAAAAAUUGUGUCUCCAACUCAUCUACCAAUGGAUAAUGUGUCGCAAAGUUUGGAAAAGAUCAAAACUGAGGAAGUGAAGUACAAUGACACUGAAGACUGGAGUAAAUUCAUUAAGACAGACGCUGAUGGAUCAGGAGAUCUGUCUACACCUUUAAUGACAGUAACACAGGAACAAACACAAACAGUCAGUACAAUGGCUUCCUUUGAUAAAAUCAGACCAAGUGUGCAUGAACUUCAUACAGAGAAGGAUACCUUGAUGGGCACAAUUGUACCAGGAAGAGUUGCAGACACCUCUCAAGAAAUAGUGUCCACUUCAUUCAUUGAAGAUACAAAGGAGAAUGUUUCACAAGCCGUUUCUGGUAAAGAAGAGAUGCUCGCAGCAACUGUGAGGACUACUCUGAAGGAUGGAGAUGGUCCAAGUACAUUUUCAGAAACCUCAACAUACUUAAUGGUCAAUGGUACAGAGUACUCAAGUGUUCGGCCCGCAACUGAGCAGGACAUGCCCAUUGAAGCCUUUGGUACAUUCAAAGAUGAAUUUCAUGGAGAUAGCACUGUAAGAACUGAAGGUAAAAUAUUUAGUGACAUGCCAGUUAAAGCUGCCACAUCUACACCCACCUCAUCUGCAAUUGUUUUUGAAAUGAUUACUAGAAAAAGUCUGUCCAUGAAAUCGACUUCUGUGCCCACAGCUGAAGAGCAGUCGGUAAUAUUGACACACAGACCCAGAACACCUGUGGAGGUAUCCACGGAUAGUUUUAUCUCAUCGCCUGCUGAAGGUUUUGUUCGUGAACAAGAACAUACAACAAAGAGGGUCUCUGACGAAAAGCCGGAUGAAGAAUUGAAAGGCACACAAGCCACAACACUGGGAAUGAAAGUGGAAGAAUCGGUAAGUUUGUCAACAAGUGAGGAUACAGGAGCAAGUCAGAUAAUAACGCUGCCGACUAUGAUUCAUGAAGCGGCUUCACAAAUGGCAGGCAGCAGGACCGAGGAGGGGAUAGAUGAUACAACAGCUUUAUCCGAACUUGAUGUGACAUUGCAACAAAUGGGAAGGUCAACAGAACACUCCAUUCCCCUUGAAACAUUUGAGAAAGAAUCGCUCAGAACACAAACAACAGCCUAUAUGGUAACUGAGCAAGAAGUGUCUUUGCAUGAAGCAAAGAGACCUGCUAAAGAACAUGGUGUUGGAACAACAAUCGAUUCCCAAGGAGUCACACUUGAAGAUGUAAAGGCUUCAACGACAGAAAAAGUCUAUGUGGAGAUCUCUAAAGAGACCGUGGUCAGUACUUCAUCUUUACGGCCAUCUACAGAACGUAAAGCUGAAAAGGAUGUAAUGGAAGCCGCCAGGGCCACAACAGUUCCCCCUUCUAUAUAUCAGAGCUCGACAGGGAAGCUGAAGACAUUGGAACAACAGGAUCUCCAAAAUACGACAGUCGUGUCACUUGAUAGGCAAACAAAGUUAAUGGAAAUCCUGACUACCCCAUCGUCAUCACCGCCUGACAGAUCAGAAGAUCGGAGGUUAACACAAGCCCCUAAACUCUUGGCAAGAAGCACCGAUGUCACUGAAACAGAAUCUGACAUCAAAAUGACGGAACCAAUGGUGGCAUCAACAGUUCAUCCGGCAAUUAUUUCUGAUAUUGAUUAUUGGGACUUUAAUAAAACCGGUGAACAUAUACCUGGAAGCGGGCCGGACAAUGGAGAGGCUGUUCAUAUUCCAGCACAUUUUAACCCAUGUGAAGAAAGCCCCUGCCAUCACGGAGGAAGUUGCUUCCCACGAGAGACAAGUUACAUCUGUACCUGUUUGCCUGGAUUUACUGGGGAACACUGUGAACUAGAUGUUGAUGAGUGUCAGUCCAACCCUUGCCAGAAUGGAGCCACGUGUAUAGAUGGCAUCAAUUGUUUCAGCUGCGUCUGCUUGCCAAGUUACGCUGGUGCUUUGUGCGAACAGGAUACGGAGGACUGUGAUUUUGGAUGGCACAAAUUCCAAGGACAUUGCUACAAAUACUUUGGCCACCGACGGACCUGGGAGGAUGCGGAGAAGGAAUGUCGUCUGCAGGGGGCUCACCUGUCCAGCAUCCUCACACACGAGGAGCAACUUUUCGUGAACCGUAUUGGCCAGGACUACCAAUGGAUUGGUCUAAAUGACAAAAUGUUCGAACAGGAUUUCCGCUGGACAGAUGGAAGCCCCCUGCAAUAUGAAAACUGGCGACCACACCAGCCUGAUAGCUUCUUCUCUUCUGGCGAAGACUGCGUAGUUAUGAUCUGGCAUGAGGAUGGCCAAUGGAAUGAUGUUCCAUGUAACUACCACCUUACCUACACAUGUAAAAAGGGCACAGUUGCCUGCGGCCAGCCACCAGUUGUGAAAAAUGCUCGAACGUUUGGGAAGCUGAAGCCUCGAUAUGAAAUAAAUUCCAUGAUAAGAUACCAUUGCAGCCGUGGCUUUAUCCAACGCCAUUUCCCAAUCAUAAAGUGUCGAACGAAUGGAUACUGGGACAAGCCAAAAGUUGCCUGUUUAACGCCUUCCAUAUAUCAACAGAACGCCCCUCGGUAUAUUCACGGGCUAUAUCGGAAAGGAUCGAAAAGUUCAUAUGGCCGUGUCAGACACCACCAUCGCUGGAUCAGCAAAUUCCAUUCAAGACACUGACUACACCACUGAAUGGUGGGAAAACUAACUGUUCCUUGCAAUUCGAGCCAAACCUGUUCCAAACAGUGCCUAGAGUAACACAUUUGGGGAAGGGGAGGGUGGGGUAUUUGGGUGGGGUUGGGGUUGAUUUUAUUUUAUUUGAUGAAACAAAACAUUUGGGAGAGACCAAGCCACAGUUUCUUUGAAUGUGCUUUUUUAAAAAAGGACUGCAAAAUAUUUCAUUUCAAAGACGAUUUGAGGCAAGUAAAUUCAAACGGAACUACAGUCCACUUGCAUGUUUGUCCAUUUCACGGUUCAAAUACUACGGCAGCCAUUUGACGAUUCUUGGCAGUCAGUUAAUUCGCUUUGCAAAUAUUGGACAAACUUAUUUAUGUGUGCACAAAUCUGCACAUCUUUCUGCAGGAGUACUUUAACGGUUUAAAGCAUAUAGAGCAUUUUUGCACCUUUAUCCCAUCAUUAGUUUUUCUUUAACGUGCAGGAGUAGUUACAGUCAUAAUAGCAGUUUGCCAACCAAUCGCAAAUUGACAUUAAAGUAAUCUUUUUCACUUUGCCAAGCUAACUUCUGAAGUAUAUGUUUAAAAUUAAGAAGUCAAUUUUCAUUAUUGCAUUCAUUCAGUUAUAUUUCUGUCACCUGGUGGAUAUUUUAAUUUACCUUCGUGCUACAUUUGACUGUAUUGCAAUGAGCUCCAUAUGGAGAAAAAUCCAUGGCACAAUUUAGUUGCAAUAAUCCAGAGAUUGCCUGAGGACCGUUUAAAUUUUUGUCCUAGAUACACUAUUCUGAUCUCUAUAAUAAGCAGUGUUAAGUCUACAGAGACUGAAUAAGGAUUACGGUGCAUUAAUGUGAGAAAAAAAACUAUUUUUGUAGAAUGUGAAUGAUUAAAUGUCUGAUUCACACGUAUUCAGCAACUCCCUUCCUCAAAACAGUCUUUCACUUCUACAGCUACAAGACCCUGUGUAGUGUAAAUCUAAAGGAUGCAAGGUGGGAACAAGCCCAGAGGCUGCAUUGUGAAGCUGCUCUUUAACUCACCUGGAUACAAGCAAUCAAAAUGGCAAAUGCAAAAAGGACGCUAUGUUACCUUUGCAAGGACCAAUUGGGUCUUUCCGAGGUUGAAGUGCUAAUAUAUUAACUUUCUCAGAUAUGGCAGCUUUUUGCAGCCCUCACUAACCACACCACAAUAUGGAGCUGCCUUUUGUUAAAAGGGUGAAUAUAAACCUACAUUUUUUUGUAAAAAAACUCAAAAAAAAUAAAUUAAUUUUUGUAUAUAUAAUCAUCUUAGUGCAUUUUUUUGAAAAAUGAAUGUUUAUGACUGAAUGUGGCAGCUGUAUAGCAUAUGUUGAUGACGUAUGGCCAUUUUGUUUAAUUCUUGGGAUUUUAUUCAUUUGCUUUAAGGAAUUGGAUAGAGAAGCAACAGACGAUAUAUUUUUGUAACAUUCUGCCAUUAACCCUUGGGGCAUCUGUAUAAUGCAGCAUGUGCUUUUUUCAAUUAUCUCCAUGGAAAAAGAUCUAAAUAUUUCAUUUUGAGUCAAAUUCCAAGGGGGAAAAAAUAUAUAUAUUCUCAUUCAAAUCUGUGGGUUCCGGUGGAAAUUUUCAAUUAAAACUAUUUACAUAUUGUAACGAGAAGAAUCAAACCUCAUUGAUUUAUGUUUACCUGUGGAGAAAUGAGAGUUAAUGAAGAAUAUAUUUGUAAUUCCAAGGGUGGUCAGAGCAAAAAAGAAUGUCCGAAAAUUAAAACAGGUCUGGCCAGCAGAUGAAAAAUAAAAAUGUUUUGCAGUAAAUUCAUUUCUAAAAAAGAAAAUAUCCUGGUUGCUUCAUCCAUUUCUGUCUCAUUUUGCUUUUUAUGAACAGCAACUACAAAUUACUCUGUUUGAACAUUUCCCUUUACAAUGCACAUAGACCAAUACUGUAUUUAUAUUUUAAAUUGUAUAGUGUAUAAUGUGAAUGUUUGGAUUUUUGUGACUGAAAUACUGAAAAUAUUUGUUACUUUUUUUUACAUAUGUGUUUCACCAAAGAAACCAAAUCAAAUCCUGGUCAUGUUGUUUCUAUUUUCAUGCAUUAGUCCUACUGAUAGAACUGACUUGAAAACCAUUAUUAAAGAAAAUAUUGAAGCCUC